AUGUGGACAUGUGCAAGACGAGGCUAUUCGAGCGUGGCCAAUGGGGUGGCCUCUGUGAAUGCCAUGAAGUCUCCCGCAAUACGAGAACUUCAACAGCUGGCAGGCUCAGACUUGCAGUACUCUUUCCCUACACCUCGUCAAUUGAAAGCACAUCUUGACAAAUACAUCAUCGGGCAAGAUCACUGUAAAAAAGUUCUCUCGGUUGCAGUGUUCAAUCAUUACAUACGGGUCCAGGAUGCUUCAAAGGAGAAUUCCUCUACAUUGCUGGGAGCACCAGUGCUACACAAAAAGUCCGAUACCGGCGUGGAGCUUGAAAAGUCGAAUAUUCUCCUGUUUGGCCCUACAGGCUCGGGAAAAACGCUGGCAGCAACCAUCAUGGCCCGGGUGCUUCAGGUACCAAUAGUCAUACAAGACUGCACCUCGCUGACACAGGCAGGUUACGUGGGCGAGGAUGUGGAGAGCUGCAUAUUAAAGCUUCUGGCCAAAGCUGAUUAUGAUGUCAAUCUUUGCCAGCGUGGCAUUGUUGUUCUAGAUGAGCUGGACAAACUUGCAAAGCCGCAGGUUUAUGCUGGUACGAAGGAUAUAGGCGGCGAAGGGGUUCAGCAGGCUCUUUUGAAACUGGUCGAAGGAACUAGUGUUUCGGUCCAGGCUAAGAAAAGCAACCAUGUAGAAAACACUGGGCUAGGAGGAGGCACGACAGAGUACACGGUGGACACCUCUACAAUUCUGUUUAUUGGGAUGGGAGCUUUCACUGGACUGGACAAGAUCAUCAAAAAGCGACUAGGUCGUAAAAAAGAGGCCGACGUCCUAUCCAAAGCGCAACCAUCUGAUUUGGAGCAGUACGGUUUGAUCCCCGAGCUUGUGGGACGGAUGCCUGUUUUUUCGUCUCUGAAACAGCUUGAAGUGGACGAUCUUGAAAGGAUUUUGGUGGAGCCGCAGAAUUCGAUUGUCCGCCAGUACGAGUACUCUUUUGCGAAAAGUGGAGUGAGGCUGGCCUUCACUAGAUCUGCCGUAAGGAAAAUAGCAGAAACGGCUCUCAAAAAUGGUACUGGAGCGCGGGGUUUGCGUGGGGUCCUGGAGAAAGUGCUGCUGGCAGCGAACUACGAGUGCCCUGGGAGCGGGAUCAGUUUUGUGCUUCUAGACAAGGAGGUCAUGGAGAUGGACGAAAUAACACCCAAGUAUUUCGCGCGAGGAGAUAUCUUUAGAUUUUUGGAACAAGUGGGAAAAGAGGACGAACAAUUGCGCGGAAUGCUGAGUGACGAGUAUGGCAUACCAAAAUUCGAGUCGAUAAAAAUUUAA
Ogataea angusta is the source of this 1299-nucleotide messenger RNA. RefSeq lists its product as uncharacterized. Bases 1 to 1299 code for a protein of 432 amino acids. Gene Ontology annotation, biological process: protein catabolic process; proteolysis. NCBI's taxonomy places the organism in Eukaryota, Fungi, Ascomycota, Pichiomycetes, Pichiales, Pichiaceae. Gene Ontology annotation, cellular component: mitochondrial matrix. Gene Ontology annotation, molecular function: ATP hydrolysis activity; ATP binding. The transcript has a single exon. The record is from RefSeq and is a predicted model, not a curated record.